AUGUGCGACCAGGCUGUCGUACGGGCCCAGAUCCUGGACAUGACUGCGCCACCAAAAGGAUCUGCAGCACCAUCAGCAGUAGCGGCAGGUCUUGAUGCUCGUAGCCACAAUAGCGCUGCCGCAACUAGCCCCGGUGGCGGCACAGGCAGCGGCGGCACCUCCGCCUCCGCCGACAACGGCAACAGCAAAGCCAGUUUCGUAAAUCUCGUAGAUGCCAUAAACGCAGCCGGCGGCAACAUUGCCAACGUAGUUGGCAUAUUCCGCCCCAGCCCCUCCAACAUGACCGCCGCCGCCAGGUCCAUGGCGCAGACAGGUUGGGAUGGCUUGAAAGGCGGAGAUGGCGGCGGCGGGGAAGGCGGUGGCGGGGAAGCUGGUGGGGGUGGGGGCGGCGGUGAUGGUGGAGGCGAAGGUGGCGGUAAUGGUGGAGGUGAAUCUGAAGGGGCCCCGGAGCCCGAGACUCUGGCGGGGCAGAAGGUCCAGACACUGGCGGAGUCGCAGCAGAAGAUUGAGGAGGCGCGACAACAGAAACAGCAAGCUCGGGAGGACGCCGCCGGCAAGGUGCCGGAUAGGAUCCGUACGGGACUCAACGAGACGGAGUUUGCGAUUUUCCUGGCGGACUUCCGAGCCAAUUUCGGAUCCGGCAAGAACAUCGAGAGCCUCCGGGCCCUAUACCAGGAGACAGACGUGUACAAGGCCAAGGAUUUAGCCACCAAGGUCUACAAUACGCUCAAUUCAGCGGCACAGCUGGGUAUCGCCGCACUGCAGGCGGGUCCCUUCGCCCUGAUUGGGCUCAUCGUGAUCGCGCUGGGCCUCGCGUCUUCCAUCACCUCCCUCGUGGCGGGUAUCCUCUACGCGGCCGGAAGUGCAGUGGGACUGUACGCCGACAUCGACACCGCGAUCAGCACUGGUGGCGGCGGAGCUGGCGGCGGCGGAGCUGGCGGCGGUGGAGCUGGCGGCGGCGGAGCUGGUGGCGGUGGCGGUGGCGGCGGCGGUGAUAUGAGGAGCGGCAGUAACAAGCAGGAGAAAAAGCCCGCCAUAAACUGCUUCGACGUCCAGAAGAAGGCUGCUAAGGGUUGGAUGUACAACACGGCGAAGUACGCCAACGACUUGAACAAGUAUUUGAUGCCGUACGUUUUCCGCGGCGGCGCUGACGGGCUGUUGGCCAUCACCGAGGGCAUCUUGCGGAGUACCAUCAACUUGGCUCGGAUGGUCCAAUCAGCAACCUAG
Messenger RNA from Volvox carteri f. nagariensis, 1227 nucleotides. RefSeq lists its product as uncharacterized. Bases 1 to 1227 code for a protein of 408 amino acids. The record is from RefSeq and is a predicted model, not a curated record. Lineage: Eukaryota; Viridiplantae; Chlorophyta; Chlorophyceae; Chlamydomonadales; Volvocaceae. The transcript is spliced from 8 exons.